Hyla sarda is the source of this 1020-nucleotide messenger RNA. Its product is annotated as G-protein coupled receptor 183-like. The record is from RefSeq and is a predicted model, not a curated record. NCBI's taxonomy places the organism in Eukaryota, Metazoa, Chordata, Amphibia, Anura, Hylidae. Gene Ontology annotation, biological process: G protein-coupled receptor signaling pathway. Gene Ontology annotation, cellular component: membrane. Gene Ontology annotation, molecular function: oxysterol binding; G protein-coupled receptor activity.
AUGGAUCUUUACUGGGAUAACAGUUCAAACGUAAAUGGAAACUUCUGUGAAAUCAUCAGUCAGUCAUUCACGGGAAGGAUUCUUUUCCCGGUGUAUUACAUUUUCCUGCUAAUUGGUGGUUCCUGUGGAAACAUUGUAGCCAUCCAUCUGAUUCUCAAGAGAACGAAGAAAGCCAAUUCUUCUGACAUCUAUAUAAUCAACCUGGCAGCGUCGGAUGCCCUGUUUACCCUUGCUCUGCCUGGACGUAUAGUCUAUUACAUUUUACAGUCUAACUGGUUUUUAGGAGACUGGAUGUGCAGACUGACCGCAUUCUUUUUCUAUAUGAAUACCUACGUUGGGAUUUAUUUUAUUACUUGUGUGGGUGUUGAUCGUUACAUCGCUGUAGUGCAUGCCGUAAAGUACAGGAAAUUCAGGAAGGCCCGCAAUGCCAAAUACAUCAGUCUUGUUGUUUGGUGUCUUGCAUUUAUACAGACAAUGCCGCUACUCAUGAAGUCAAUGACCCAAGUGAUAGAUAAUUCUGUGACAUGCAUGGAAUUCCACAAGUUUGAAACAAUCCCUAAUCUGCCCCAGCUGCUGUUAGUAGCUUGUGUCUUAUGUUAUAUUACCCCAGCCUGCGUCAUACUGGUAUGUUAUCACCAGAUUAAUCUAAAACUGUGCAGGUUAUUGAAGGAGAGUGCUUCAGUGGACAGAAAACAACAUUUCAAUAAGGCAUUUACAGUAAUCCUGGUUGUAUUAUUGACAGUGAUAUUAUGCUUUUCCCCCUAUCAUAUAAAUAUCAUCCAAUACAUGGUACGGAAAUUACUGUACAAGCCAUCCUGCCGAGAUUAUAUGGUUUUCAAGAGGACCCUCCAGAUCACUGUGGCUCUCAUGAACAUGAACUGCUGUAUAGAUCCUAUCAUCUAUUUCUUUGCUUUGAAAGGGUACAAGAAAAAGAUUGCCAGCAUGUUCAGAAGAAAUGUCUCAAUUUCAACAUCACCUCCAGAAAGAGAAAGCCUGGGCGGAACAUUAGACAUACUAUGA